This is a messenger RNA of Anastrepha obliqua, 1800 nucleotides long. RefSeq names its product phospholipid scramblase 1-like. Gene Ontology annotation, cellular component: plasma membrane. The record is from RefSeq and is a predicted model, not a curated record. The coding region runs from base 327 to 1349 and encodes 340 amino acids. The transcript is spliced from 4 exons. NCBI's taxonomy places the organism in Eukaryota, Metazoa, Arthropoda, Insecta, Diptera, Tephritidae. Gene Ontology annotation, molecular function: phospholipid scramblase activity. Gene Ontology annotation, biological process: plasma membrane phospholipid scrambling.
UCCAGCUGGACAAUACUUUGUGUUUACCAAGGCGAAUUUAUUACAGGUGACAGCAAACACAUAUAAGUAAAACCCUACAUGUAUUUGUUGUUGCGUUUGGUCCAAGCAUCACGUCAAAAUCAGUAAUCAAAUGUAAACUUACGAAUGUAAACAUACCAAUCCAGACAUACAAAGCAUAUCAUUUUCACGUAAGCCACCUACGGCGAAAAAUUCAGCUGGGUGAAUGCUGUCACCUUAAUAAAUCCACCUUGGUGUUUACACAUUUCAUUUCAAAUUUGUGUUACUUAUAUAGAGUAAAAUUACAUAACUAACGCCUUUCAAGCAGAAUGUGCGAAUCUCGAUCGGGUAAAAAUUUGUAUGCUUCAACAGUUGAGUUGCACGGUUCAGCAGCAGCGGCUCCAAAGAAAACUCAUAACGAAAGUAGUGCCAAUAGCAACGGUAUUGGUGGUGUGGGUGCAAAUGUGUUGCGCAUAAUUUGGCAUAGUUUGUAUGAAAAAUACGAAUAUUUGCGCAGACGUAGCGGUAGUUUAAAACUUGUGGUCGUGCGCGAAACGAAUAAGCCUUUGGCGAAAAAAUUUCGACGUUCGCUGUGUUUAAAUAAAUCGGCAAAAAAGAAAGGAUAUGCGUUUUUCCUAAGUGAUGAGGAUAAAAGUAUGCCAGCCGGCAUACCGAAUUGUCCGCGCGGCUUGGAAUACCUUACGAUGGUCGACCAGCUUUUGGUUAAACAAAAAGUCGAAUUACUCGAAGCUUUCACCGGUUUCGAGACCAAUAAUAAAUUCUCAAUAAAAAAUGCGCUUGGUCAAAAAGUCUAUUUCGCUGUAGAAGAAAACGAUUGUUGUACGCGUAAUAUAUGUGGUCCAUCUCGUCCAUUUGAUAUGAAAGUAUUCGAUAAUUACCGUAAUGAAGUCAUCCAUAUGAACCGUCCAUUAGCCUGUUCGGCGUGUUGCUUCCCAUGCUGCCUACAAACAAUGGAGGUAUCCUCACCACCUGGGUGUGUAGUUGGCACCAUCGAACAAGAAUGGUCCAUAUGUUCGCCCUCAUUUCGUAUAAAAAAUCAUAUUGGUGACACAGUGCUACGCAUCGAGGGACCCUUCUGUACCUUUACAAUGUGUGGAGAUGUACAAUUCAAUAUUGUUUCCCUAACUGGGGAGUCUGUGGGAAAGAUCUCAAAGCAAUGGUCUGGUUUAGCACGAGAAUUAUUUACUGAUGCUGAUUUCUUUGGUAUUACCUUUCCGCUGGAUUUGGAUGUGCGCAUAAAAGCUGUGCUAUUGGGCGCUACUUUUCUUAUUGACGCCAUGUUCUUUGAAAAACAAGGAAAUCGAGAAACUGAUCGACCAGGCAUGUUUUAAUGAGAUUCACAUACAACACCGGUAAAAUUAAUUUGUAUAUAAAAAUAUAGUGAAAUGUUUAAAAAUAUAGCAACGGAUACACACUUCGAAAUUAAAUACUUAUGUUUAAUACUAAAACUUUUUCCAAAAACAAAAAGAGAAACCAUUUUGGAUAAAUUCGAAUAACUAACUAGUCCACUUGAAACCAAAGUAAAGAUACGGCUUAAAAAUAUAUGUUUUUAUGAAAUAUUUGCUAUUUAAAGCGUAAAUUGCGUGUGUAGUUACGCAUUUUGUAUGCAUUUUUUCACUAAGCCUAUGUGUAUAUAUGUACAUAUAUAUGUAUUCAAUAGCUUUAAAAGUAUUGCUGAGAAAUGCGCUCUUUGUAUGAAUUUUUUUUUUUACUGUUUUUAUUAUAAUCUUUGUAAAUGCAAAUUUGUUGGAGCUAAUAAAAUUUAAUACUCAUAACCUUAUA